Molecule: messenger RNA, 1727 nt
Organism: Teleopsis dalmanni
Lineage: Eukaryota; Metazoa; Arthropoda; Insecta; Diptera; Diopsidae
Exons: 2
Coding region: 85-1104 (339 amino acids)
Source: RefSeq, a predicted model, not a curated record
UAUAAGAUAAAGUCUCAAAUAUAAUCAUUGGGAAAAAUUUCUUUUAAUCAGCAGAAAUUUGACAGAAAUACGUUAAAUUUUAAAAUGCUGAAACCGAUUACUCCCGCUGAAGAAAAUAGAAACUAUUUACGCGCGUUCAUACAAACUUAUCGCAACUUACCGAUUCUGUGGGACACUUCGCUUCGAGAUUACACAAACCGAGAUAAAAGAGCUGAAGCGUAUGAGCAACUGGUGCCGAUUUAUCGUUACCUGAAGCGCGAUGCAACAGUUGAGGAUGUGAAGAAGAAAAUAAAUACACUCAGAACGAAUUAUCGCAAAGAACUUAAAGUAGUAGAGUGCUCCCGACGUACUGGCUUGUUGCAUACACCGAGAUGUUGGACUUACCCAGAAUUAGAUUUUUUACGCAACACCGAAAAAUUCUUAGCUGUUAAUCCAAAUUACAAAAAUGAAAGUUUUGCCUUCAGUGAAAAUUCACAAUCGCAAAAUGGUUUUUUGGAUGCUUCAAACUAUUCACCAAGUAUUGCGGAAAUGUUUCAAAAAUCCUUUGGCAAUGCAAAACCAGAAGCACAAGUGGCUGCAGCAUCACCUACAUCAACUGGUGCGCCACAUAUAGUCGUUGACUACCACCAACAGCAGCAGAAUAACACUCAACCUGAUAGUGUGAAGCGACAACGUUUGUCUCCACAUUCUCAUACAUCGACACCAAAUGGACACAGUGCAGAUGAAAUGCAUAUGAUAAAUAUGGCUUGUGAUUACUUGUCAGGCACUUUUCCAGAAGAGGAGUCGAUAGCACGUACAUGGACGCAUAAAUUAAAACGUUUACAAAGACCGCAACGUUUGCUUGCUGAAAAAUUUAUUAACGAUAUACUCUUCGAAGCUGAGAGCGGUACUCUACACCGCGGUUCCAUACAUAUAAACGGUUAUGAACCAUAUGUACGUUAUGAACAGCAGCAGGCAGAUGAACAUAUUAAAUCACAGAGUCCCAGCAUACACACGAGUUGCACAAAUACAGCAGCUGCAUCACCCGAAACAGAGCCAAAAACACUGAGCUCCAGUGAUACAACACCUAAUAACUUUGGUGGUUACAAAAUAAAUGGAAUGUAAAUAAUUUGUUAAUAUUAUUAUUAGUAAAUAAUAAUUAUAAUCUUAUAUAUAAAAAUCUCGUGUCACGGUGUUUGUGUUUAAACUCCUCCGCAACGACUUUACCAAUUGUCAUGAAACUUUUUGUGUAUAUUUGGUAGGUAUGAGAAUAGGUCGUACGCCAACAAGUACAUCGAGCAUUUACAUCCACUUCGUUUCUUCGUCUUGCGUUCAAGUACGAGCCAGAUAUUGAAUAUUUCGCACAUCCGAAAGUGAUGAUUGGUUCUAUGGACAAAGAAUGCCCUUAUUGUCAUGCACUCAAAUUCAAACAAGAAUUAGACGGGUUGUGUUGCGCAUCAGGAAAAGUGCAAUUACCAGAAAUUGAGUGACCACCAGAACCAUUGAACGGCUUGCUCAUUGGCACGCAUGAAGAUUGAAAUCUGUUCCUGAAGACCAUUCGAAUAUUUAAUUCAUGCUUCCAAAUGACUUCGUUCGGAGCAACGGAAAUAGUUCACAAUACUGCAGCAAAUGGCAGUACAAUACAAUACAUUCAUUAUCAAUUAUUUAAAAAAAAAAAGAAAUCAGUAGAAAUAAUUUAUGCGGCAAAACAACGUUUGCCGGUUUAAAUUCUAGUAAUAUAUAGAAAG